AUGGCUUGCUGCAGACGGCAACUAUUGUUUUCUAUAAUAAAUUCUUACUCCAAGAAAAACAUCAAUGAAUGUAGGCAUGAAUCACUUUUACAUAUUUCUAAAUUUAACUAUUCAUUCCAAAAACUGACGCGUCCGUCUUGGUGCGUUAACAAAUGUUUAGGCAAGCGAUGGUCUUCAAGACAUGAAAGGAACACCGACGAAGUGCGAAAACACUGUAAUGUAGGAACUAUUGGGCACGUAGACCAUGGCAAAACAACACUGACAGCUGCGAUCACAAAGGUUUUGGAGAGAGACGGUUUAUCGAAGUAUGUCUCUUACGAGCAGAUCGACAGGGCGCCAGAGGAGAAGGCGCGCGGCAUCACGAUCAACGCCACGCACGUGGAGUACAGCACGCGGAGACGCCACUACGCGCACACGGACUGCCCCGGGCACGUAGACUUUGUGAAGAACAUGAUCUCCGGGGCGUCGCAGAUGGACGGCGCGAUCCUGGUGGUGGCGGCGACGGAUGGACAGAUGCCGCAGACGCGCGAGCACCUGCUGCUGGCCAAGCAGGUGGGCGUGACUAGCGUGGUGGUGUUCGUGAACAAGGCUGAGCUCGUGGAGCAGGACGUGCUAGAGCUGGUGGAGAUAGAGCUGCGGGAGCUGCUCACCGACUUCGGCUACGACGGGGCGGGCGCGCCCGUGUUGUUCGGCUCGGCGCUGUUGGCGCUACGGGGGGAUGCCUCGCCCCUGGGGGAGCCCUCGGUGCGGCGACUUCUGGAUGCCCUGGACGACACGGUGGCCGUACCCACCCGCGACCUGGCAGCGCCCUUCUUGCUGCCCAUCGACAAUGCCUUCACGGUGCCGGGCCGUGGCACGGUGGUGGUGGGCACCCUCUCCAGGGGCGUCUUACGCCGGGGCGUCGAGGCGGACCUGCUGGGCUUCGACGCUAGCGCGCGCACCACCGUCACCGAGGUGCAGGUGUUCAGGCAGGCCGUGCCGGAGGCGUGUGCUGGAGAGAACCUAGGUGCGCUCCUGCGCGGAGUCAAGAUACACGACGUGCAGCGAGGCAUGCUGCUGUGCGCGCGGGCCAGCAUGCGCCUCAGCAACCACUACGAGGCGAGCGUGUACUUCCUGUCGCGCUCCGAGGGGGGGCGGGCCAAGCCGGUCACCUCCGGCUACAUCCAGCAGCUGUUCAGUCGCACCUGGAACAUCCCGUGCCGCGUGGACCUGCAGGAUGCGUCCAAGAUGGCGAUGCCUGGGGAGCAUACCCACCUCUACCUCACCUUGCUGCGUGGCAUGGUCAUGACAUCUGGCCAGAGCUUCACCAUCAGGGAGAACCGCAUGACCGUGGCCACGGGCAUCGUCACUGCCGUGUUGGACAGCAUCCUCGUCGUCCGGUCCAACCUGGCCAAGGUUCAACUGCCGCAUGCAUCUGCGUAGUUGGCAUUUGUUGAGCAUUGUCACAGAAUGUGUUAUACUUGUAUGUAGUACCUAAAUGAAUGAUUAUGUUGAAGA
Molecule: messenger RNA, 1497 nt
Organism: Bacillus rossius redtenbacheri
Lineage: Eukaryota; Metazoa; Arthropoda; Insecta; Phasmatodea; Bacillidae
Gene: mEFTu2
Product: elongation factor Tu
Exons: 1
Coding region: 1-1422 (473 amino acids)
Biological process (GO): mitochondrial translational elongation
Cellular component (GO): mitochondrion
Molecular function (GO): GTPase activity; translation elongation factor activity; GTP binding
Source: RefSeq, a predicted model, not a curated record